AGUUGGUCCUUAGUACUGCGGCCGUGUGGGUGAGUUGGCUGCCGGUGAGUUGGGUGCCGGUGGAGUCGUGUUGGUCCUCAGAAUCCCCGCGUAGCCGCUGCCUCCUCCUACCCUCGCCAUGUUUCUUACCCGGUCUGAGUACGACAGGGGCGUGAAUACUUUUUCUCCCGAAGGAAGAUUAUUUCAAGUGGAAUAUGCCAUUGAGGCUAUCAAGCUUGGUUCUACAGCCAUUGGGAUCCAGACAUCAGAGGGUGUGUGCCUAGCUGUGGAGAAGAGAAUUACUUCCCCACUGAUGGAGCCCAGCAGCAUUGAGAAAAUUGUAGAGAUUGAUGCUCACAUAGGUUGUGCCAUGAGUGGGCUAAUUGCUGAUGCUAAGACUUUAAUUGAUAAAGCCAGAGUGGAGACACAGAACCACUGGUUCACCUACAAUGAGACAAUGACAGUGGAGAGUGUGACCCAAGCUGUGUCCAAUCUGGCUUUGCAGUUUGGAGAAGAAGAUGCAGAUCCAGGUGCCAUGUCUCGUCCCUUUGGAGUAGCAUUAUUAUUUGGAGGAGUUGAUGAGAAAGGACCCCAGCUGUUUCAUAUGGACCCAUCUGGGACCUUUGUACAGUGUGAUGCUCGAGCAAUUGGCUCUGCUUCAGAGGGUGCCCAGAGCUCCUUGCAAGAAGUUUACCACAAGUCUAUGACUUUGAAAGAAGCCAUCAAGUCUUCACUCAUCAUCCUCAAACAAGUAAUGGAGGAGAAGCUGAAUGCAACAAACAUUGAGCUAGCCACAGUGCAGCCUGGCCAGAAUUUCCACAUGUUCACAAAGGAAGAACUUGAAGAGGUUAUCAAGGACAUUUAAGGAAUCCUGAUCCUCAGAACUUCUCUGGGACAAUUUCAGUUCUAAUAAUGUCCUUAAAUUUUAUUUCCAGCUCCUGUUCCUUGGAAAAUCUCCAUUGUAUGUGCAUUUUUUAAAUGAUGUCUGUACAUAAAGGCAGUUCUGAAAUAAAGAAAAUUUUAAAAUAUUUGUUAAUAGACUGUUCUCUUCUAAUAGUCUUUUUUUUUUUUUUUUUUUUAAGAGAUGAGGUCUCACUAUAUUGCCCAGGCUGGUUUCAAACUCCUGGGUUCAAGUGAUCUUCCCGCCUCUGCCUCCUGAAGUGCUAGGAUUAUAGGCGAGAGCCACUGUGCCCAGCCAUUGUAAUACAGUCUUUUGUUUGAAAUGCAAAUGUUAGUGGGCCAAAAGGACAGUGUUAUUAAUAUCCCUAUUCUAUGAAGAUGUCUGUUCUAAAACUGUUUUAGUGAUGCUCUAUAACAGAAUCAACUAUAUCCAUUAAUCCCAUGGUGUUGAUAAAUGAACUAGUCCAGCUCUUCCCAGUGGUUAAUAGAUGUUAACAGCACUGUAAAUCCAUUUCGGCCCUAUAAUUUCUGGAGCAAACGUGUAUUUUUGCUGCUUUUCUUAUAAGGAGAUGCUACUAAUUGACUAUCAGAAGAACAUGUUUUGAGGUCCUCCUCAAAACAUUGAUGGGUUGGAAUCAGCCAUCAACAGUGUUGUACCAGUUCUUGGGUCUUGAUAGACAAUUUGGAAAGAGAUUUCCUUGUUUACGAAGUGAAGGACUAAGAAUUAAAUUAAUGACCUUGGCCUCACUGGCAAUCAAUUACAAAUCUCUAUAUCAGUAAGAGAAUUGUAAAAUUCAGAAGCAGUUUACAUUAGACUUUGGAAUGAAUGAUGAACUUUCCCCAUUAGAGCUGCCAUCAUAUGAUUGGUGGAGAUUGUUUAAAGAAUCAUUCUAUCUCAGCCUCAAAAAUUACCACGGGAAGAUGGUAUCAGUAUCACUACUUAACAGAUGAAGAAUCUAAUGCUGUGUGCCCAUGGACACACAAAAUUAAGCUGUUGGGACUUGAACAGCUCAAAUUUUCUUGUUUCAGAUCACCAGCUCUUGAGUAAUAGGGAAAUCUGGAGAUUUGAAAAGUACUUGCACUGUCCACAACAUGGCUAAUCCAUAUGUGGAUGAUGCAGAAUUGAUUUAAUUCACUAACAGGGACCCCAUAAUUAUUUGCUGGGCUCUGGGUAUAUUGAUGUGUAGGAAGUUGUACUAUAUGUUAAUAAAUUAUGACUAUUUGGAUAGGCUGAAUUCAUACUAAAUCCAUACUGUAGUUCAACAAAAAACAACAUGUUUAUAUACAUUUGGAAACUGCAAUGAUAGGAAACAUUUGGAAGAAAGGGAUUUUGCCCUAGAAUAACACAUAAGGAAAGCAGAGAAUUAGAGUAUAUUGUUACUGAAUGUUCCAGAGACUUCUAGUGAUUUUAACACUUAUUAAGUAUAGCAUGUUGAUGGGGAGAUUUGUUUCUCUAAAGAUCACUUUGUUUUAUUAAAUCCUAAUAGAAAAUACCCUUGAAAAUCCUAUCUCAUUUAUUCCUGUAACAAAUUUAUUGAGCACCUACCUACUAUAUGCCAAGAAAUGUAUUAGCCAUCAGGCAGAGAGCUGUUCAAAUGGUAGAUAUGAUCUGUGCUCCUGUGAAACUUCUAGUGGGGAGAGCCAAACAAUAAACAAUAUUCCUUUUUAACUCUAGGUUAAUGCAGAAAUGGAUAAAGCCCAUGUUGCUUUUGGGAGAGGUGAGUUGUGUCUCUGAAUCACAUGCAUUUCAUAGGGGGAAAAAUGCCCAAAUACUAAGGAGUAGCUCUUAGCCUAUGUCCGUUCGCCUCAGCUUAAGUUGUUUUCCCUCCCACUGGCUGGGCAGCAUAUUUGUGUUUUACCUGGUAAAACAGUAAAUUUCGUACCUUCUAUAAUUGGCAUUCUUCAAAGAGGUAGAACUUUGAUUUUUUUGUAGAAUAUUAAAACAAGCUUUCUUAGGUUAAAGAAGUGAUCUUACUACGAACAGCAAUGGUUUCAUGAUGUGUAAUUGCUUUAUGUUAUCUUUCUGCUAUAGAAUGUUUCCUGGAGAAAGGUACGGUUUUUAGUAAUAAGAUAAAUUUACUUUAGUCCUGCAAAUAAGGUGAAAUCUUAUGUCCAGUAUCUCACAAAGGAGAACUGACAGUGCCACUUUUAUAUUUAAUGUCAAUCUCAUUAGACAAAAAUGAAAUAUAGUUCCUAGGGUUUCCAAUUUAAAAAGUGAAAUAAUAAAUAUAUUCACUCAAACAUUUUCUCAGUGCCAUAUGCAAGUUACCAUGUCCCAGAAGCUGAUACAGUUUGAAGAAGGAAAUAUAUAAGUACUGUAAGCCUGUGAUAACUAAAAGCAACAUACUAAAAAGUGAAGGUACAGAUAAUUGGAACAAAUUUAAUAGCGUUUAAAAGUGUAUUUGGUAAUUUCUCCAGGAGGUGGCACUGUUGAGUUGUUUUUUCUUUUCAGACAGUAAGACAAUAGACCAUUCAUCUUUGUGUCACCCAAACAAAGAAAUAUUCCUUUAUAACCCCCUUUCCUCCCCCCACCUAAUCACAUGCUACUGGAACUGACUGUCUUGUGAUCUACUCCCAUAGUUGGCAUAGAUUUAAAAAUAAUCUUUUUUAAAUUAAUCUGAUAGUAGUUAUGGAAAGGAACAAAUUGUUCACCAAUUUUCAUCAGCUUUAUCUUUUCAGUCCAGUAACUGAGAACUUAAAAAGACUAUUCUAGUGAUUUUACUAUCCUGCUCAGAUGGCAUUCAAAAACAUUUUUCACUUCUCACGUCUUGGAAAAAUUUGUAAAUUCGUUAAGUCUUUUUGUUUGAAAGUUAAUGUGACUGGAAAUAUUUUAAUGUAAAUAUCGGGUUGGGUGCAUUGUAUCAUUUUGCUCUACAAUGACUAUAUCCUCAUUUGGGUUUAUGGCCAGUUUAUAAUUAAAAGUAAUCUUUACUUGC
Messenger RNA from Homo sapiens (human), 3815 nucleotides. It is a transcript of the gene PSMA5, whose product is annotated as proteasome 20S subunit alpha 5. Gene Ontology annotation, biological process: protein catabolic process; proteasome-mediated ubiquitin-dependent protein catabolic process; regulation of proteasomal protein catabolic process. The record is from RefSeq and is marked reviewed. The transcript is spliced from 9 exons. The coding region runs from base 119 to 844 and encodes 241 amino acids. NCBI's taxonomy places the organism in Eukaryota, Metazoa, Chordata, Mammalia, Primates, Hominidae. Gene Ontology annotation, molecular function: structural constituent of proteasome. Gene Ontology annotation, cellular component: nucleus; cytoplasm; proteasome core complex.